AUGCCGAUCGCUGACGGCUACGCCGCCACCGCAAUGAUUCGUGCGUUAGAAGCCAGGACUUCAUCAAGAAAGUUGUCAAAAGAGAUCGAGCGCAAUUCUCGGGUUCCGAUUUUCGCUGUUUCUGCCACUCUCCUGGAGAGAGAGAGAUCCAGAUACAUUGAUGCCGGUUUUGAUGGCUGGGUUAUGAAGCCAAUCGAUUUCGCUCGACUGAAUGACAUGCUGCGUGGCCUCGAAGACUUCAAUGCCAGAAAGGCAAUCACGUACUCGCCUGGUAAAUGGGACAAAGGAGGAUGGUUUGGUUGCCAAUGA
Molecule: messenger RNA, 309 nt
Organism: Penicillium taxi
Lineage: Eukaryota; Fungi; Ascomycota; Eurotiomycetes; Eurotiales; Aspergillaceae
Exons: 1
Coding region: 1-309 (102 amino acids)
Biological process (GO): phosphorelay signal transduction system
Source: RefSeq, a predicted model, not a curated record